This is a messenger RNA of Daldinia vernicosa, 1252 nucleotides long. RefSeq lists its product as uncharacterized. The record is from RefSeq and is a predicted model, not a curated record. Bases 225 to 1085 code for a protein of 286 amino acids. NCBI's taxonomy places the organism in Eukaryota, Fungi, Ascomycota, Sordariomycetes, Xylariales, Hypoxylaceae. The transcript is spliced from 3 exons.
CUCGGAGCAUCAUUCUCCAUUUUGAGGGUGAUCUACAAACCCACCGCGAACGAUUGCCAUGUUUAGCGUGUUAACAUUUAAUCUCCCGGCUCGUCGGGUUGCAUCUUUUUAACAGGGGGCAUAGCUAAUUACGAGUCCGUAUAUAUAAAGCCUCGACUACGCCUUUCGAUUGUUCACGGGAAUUGUUAUCGCCUGAGUCAACGUUUUCCGCGCAGCUCGACAAGAUGAUAUCCUUAGCCCUCUUCACCGGCCUCCUCCUCGCCUCAUCGGGAUCCGCCCGCCCCGCCAAGCGCGGUACGGGAGAAAUUAAGUGCCCCGUGGUACUUAGCGGAUUCGUGCCGGCAGACAUGACGCCAACGGACUUCGACUCGUACGCAACGAGCCCUUUCAACCCCGACUACAUCCGCGGCACCGAGAAGUUCUCGCAGAUCCUGCAGUUUCCAGAAGUCGAGGCCUCUCGCUUCGAUAACGCUAGCACAAGGGCCGUCGAGGUUACUAUCAACGACAAAUCCAUCUUCCAGACGCAGAAUGGUUUCCGCCGUGCCGGUCUCCAGAUCCAGGGAGACACGAAUGAAAAUAGCCCCGGUACCCAGGGUGUGAAGACUUUACAUUUCAGCGUCAAGCAAGACGCCGAGAGGACUUUGAACUUGACUCAUGAGUACUUGAACGUCUGGCACGAGAGCGCAGACUACAGCGCCAACCAAUUCAACUUCCAGAGCGGUACCAUCAUCGGCAAAUCUGGCAGCGACAAGAACAGCUUCAAGGUUCUGAAUCGCCAGAACACCCAAGUAUGGUCAACCCCCAUCGACGCCACCGCCUGGCAAAACUUUGCCAUUACUCUCGACUUCGUGAAGAACACCCUCCAGGUCUACUACUCAAAGGACGACGAGCCCCUCGAGGCCGUCACCGAGGCGCUGCAGAACGACAACAGCGGCGGUGGCCAGUACCAGAUCGGCAUCCUGAAGAAGCCCACAGGUACUUCCGACGUCGUCAACUCUGGCUACCAGGAGACCGGCAUCAAGGAGGGCCAAAUCUAUGGAGGUAUUUUCCUCGAGGACAGCGCAGAUGGUUGCGUUUCGCUAUAAGCUCGUGCUUUAAGAAUACGGAAACGAGCAUAGAACUCAAGUAACUGGCUGAAUAGCCUUAGAUCUAUCUACAAGUACAUGAUAUAGAAAUAAAACUUAUGGGGAUCACAUAUCUACGCGUACUCACUACCUAGGUCGAGAAGUGUCACAUCAGAAAUAAAAACGAG